Molecule: messenger RNA, 1386 nt
Organism: Macrobrachium nipponense
Lineage: Eukaryota; Metazoa; Arthropoda; Malacostraca; Decapoda; Palaemonidae
Product: serine/arginine repetitive matrix protein 1-like
Exons: 1
Coding region: 1-1386 (461 amino acids)
Source: RefSeq, a predicted model, not a curated record
AUGGAGACUAUGAAGUCCUCCCUCAGGAAGCUACAGGCUCAGCUGCGGGCAAUGGAAUCGAAAGGUAAGAGUGACAGUGACAUGUGCAGUGUCCUCAGUGCAGUGGAGGGGGCGUCUGACUGGCUCCGCAUUGCUCCCAGGCCUAGACCUCUUUCAAACUCCCAGGAACUGGGGAGGAGGAAUGUCGACAGCCGCAAGGAGGAUGUAGAGCAUCCCCAACGGUCAGGUGUCCCUUCGGUAGAUCCUGACGAAGCGUUCCAGGCUACCUUGGAUAACCGCUGUAAAGGCAUCCUAAGAGAGUGUUUUUUGGCGUCUGAUUCGUCUUCUCCUAAGCGUGGCUGGAGUUCGGCCACGGAGUCGCGCCCCUUGAAGAGAGCUUGGAAUUCGCCUAGAGGAGAUGCCUUCGAUUCAAGCCCGGAGCGCUUCCCAGAGGAUUUGCCUUCAGGCAGUAAGAAGGCUAGACGACCUGCACCCUCUCCACAAGAUCCUACAAAGCGAUUCCUCAUAAGCUUACAAGAACAGUUGUCCUCUCUUGUAGGCUCCUUCUCUAAGGAUUCUUCACGAAGGAAGGACGUCUCUCUUCCAGUGAAGAGCUCUAAGAGGUUUCCCUCUUGUAGCAAGCGCUCCUCUCUGUCUAGGAGGGAACUCUCGGAUUCGUCCAGGCGCACUUCGCCUGGUAGGCGCUCACCUUCGCCCUAUAGGCACUGUUCUCCUCCUGCCAGGCGCUCUCCCCAGAGCAGGCACCAUGAGCCUAACAGGAGCACCUCUGCGCACAGGCGCAAAGAUCUCAACCCCUCUCCUGUCAGGCGCCAGUAUCCCAGCAGUAGCCUCUCUCCUAGGAGGCGCCAGGCCCUAGGUCCCCUCAAGGAUCAGGAUUCGCCCAGGAUCUACUCUUCAGUUGAGCGCCAGGAUCCCAUCAGGCGCCAGGAGCCUAGCAAGCGCCAGGAUUCCAUUAGGCGCCAGGAUACCAUCAAGCGCCAGGAGCCUAGCAGGCGCCAGGAUCCCGUCAGGCGCCAGGAUCCCGUCAGGGGCCAGGAGCCUCCCAGGCGCCAGGAACCCAGCAGGACCCCUUCUCCUGUGAGGAGUUCUCCAGUGGAUAAGAGCCCCUCUCCUCUCAAACGACAGGAGCCUUGCAGUAUCUCGUCUCCUUUUAAGAGCCCCCCUGCAGCCAGUAGCAGCAGGCGUAUGACUCAUGACAGGCGCACACCUUCACGUGACAGGAGUCCUUCUCCUUCUCAGAACUCCUCCCCUACGAAGCGCUCUUCCACAGCUGGAGUGUUCGAGGAGUUUUCUGAUGACGAUUUGCCAGUGGACGCGGUGGUGUUCGAUUAUAAGGCUUUCUUCGCUUCUCCUCAAGGAGUUUGGAGACAUCCUGCAUCCAGCUGA